Molecule: messenger RNA, 1704 nt
Organism: Penicillium egyptiacum
Lineage: Eukaryota; Fungi; Ascomycota; Eurotiomycetes; Eurotiales; Aspergillaceae
Source: the annotation of a GenBank genome assembly
AUGAAUUCCCUGUCUACCAUCGCGAAUCAAGAUGCCAAGGGGCUACAGGUUGACCACCUCGAAACAGCAGGCAUGACUCAGCACCUAGAGAAACCUGUCGAGACUGAUCGCAUUCCCGAAGCUCUGGGAAGGGAGCAGGCCGAACUGCCUAAAGGGUACUUUUACAGCCCAUACUUCAUCGGAAGAUCCGGAUCGAGCGACAUUAACUGGGUCGGAAUUGUGUAUUCCUUGACCCAGGCGAUCGUGCUCAUGCUGGCUGGCCGUCUGAGUGACCUGUUUGGCCGCCGCUGGUUCUUCGUUAUCGGGUCGAUCAUCGGGCUGGUGGGCAGUAUCGUCGGUGCGAGAGCCGCCUCUAUUGGGCAGCUCAUCGCAGGUGAAACUCUCAUUGGGGUUGCCGCGGGGUUUCAAUGCUCUUUCUUCUGGGUCGUGUCCGAGAUUGUGCCCAUGAAAAGGCGCUUCAUUGCCAACGCCGGACUGUUUCUGUGGACCUUGCCAACGAAUAUCCUCGGACCGAAGAUUGCUAUCACCAUCCAGCAUAACACUGCAGUACAAUGGCGCGGAUGCUUCUACUACCUGAUUGGUUUGAACGCUCUGUCGGUAGCGCUGUGGUUCUUCUUCUACCACCCGCCAUCAUUCCACAUGCUACACCGCCACAAAACUGUCAAACAGAUGCUUCGCGAGUUUGACUUCGUUGGUCUUGUAUUGUUUUCCGCCGGCAUGACCCUCUUCCUAAUUGGGUUAAACUGGGGUGGCUCGAUCUAUCCUUGGAAGAGCGGACAGGUUUUGGGAACCCUUCUCUCCGGGGUCGUCAUUCUCGCCAUCUGUAUAGCUUACGAGUUGAAAUCCUCAAUGAAAGAACCCUACCUUCCGAUUCAAUUCUUCAAAAACGUCAAGUACACUUCCUGCGUGGUAUGGUGUGCAAUUGAAGCCAUGAACUUUUACGCCUUUGGCAUUAUCUGGCCCAGAGCCGUCGCCAUCCUUUACCCCGGUCUUAGUCAAUCGAGUACCGCGACCAUGUCGGGGCUGGUAACCAUGUCAUUUGCGCUAGGUCAGAUGGCGGGUCCCUUUUUCGCAAACUGGCUACCAGCCAAACCACUAGUCAUCGUGGGCACAUUCAUCGGCACUGGGCUGCUCGCAGCCUGCGCAGCCAACCCCCUGAACCUAGACUUAACGGUGGGCGUACUCGUCACGGGUAACCUCGUGAUUGGCAUGGCGGAUGGAAUUGGUCUGCCCAUGACGACUUUCCCAAUUAAAAACCAGGAAGCAUUGGGCACCGCCGGCGGGUUGAGUGGAUGUAUUCGGCUAGCGGGCACCUCCGUUGCUGUAGCAAUGUAUAAUACUAUCCUGAACAAUCGCCUGUUGCAGACGGUUCCCGCCGCCGUCGCUCCAGUGGCGCUGUCGGCAGGCGUGCCCGAAUCCUUCAUCCCCCAGCUCAUCACAAACUUGACAAGAGGCAACCUGGGAGCGUUGAAAGGCGGGACCGUUCCCGGUCUGACUGCCGGGGGCAUCCCGCUGAUUGAAGCUGCAUAUCGACUAGGAAACUCUCAGGCGUACAGUACCGUCUUUCUCUCCACGUUGGGCUUCGGCGGUGUGGCGCUGAUUCUGUGCUUUUUCAUCGGUGGUGUCGAUGAGAGCAAUGGGGAAUACGUCGCAGCCCUCAUUCAACAUGGGGAUGGAAGCGACCCACAGACGGAAAAAGUGUAG